GGGGGGGGGGGUUCAUUUCCACUCUAACUUCACCAGGCCUUGCAGUCCUCUGCUUCCUGCUUACCAUUUCCCCAUUGCUCAAAUACACAUGUGGCCUGACCACAAGGAACUGAAGACUUGAGUUUGCCUUUAAGCACCGCUUGCAAAACAUUUGUCGCUGCCAUUCAGAUUUGCCUUUUUGAGGUUGUUUCUGAGCCGCCAGUGGCCUUAGCUCUAGCUAUGUCCCAGCCUGUGACCUGCCAGCCAGUUGCCACAGUCUCACCUUUGACCCUGUCCUCAGAAGGCAGCUGGAGCAGUGGGAGGUAUGACUGCUGUUCAGACUGCCCCAUGUGUUGUGUUGGGCUUCUCUGCCCGGCCAUCCUGGCCUGUUACGUGUCACGCAAACAUGGAGAGAACUGUUGCCUCGGACUGGUGCCUGGCGGCAUGACAGCCCUGCGGACUCACAUGCGGCUCUCCUAUGGCAUUCCGGCACUUCAGCAGGGAUUAUUGAAAAUAGUGAUCCCCGUCUCUGUUUUGACUGAAGGCAGAGGAAGACAUUUCUUUAUCUGCUAUCUCACUCUUCCUCCCAUAGGAGCCCACAACACACUAGGGCACUGUUUUUAGGGAUGCCAUGUCAAUGUGUCUUUGUUGCCUGUGUGAGUUGUGCCGCAUGGGCCGUGAAGUGCACAUCCGCU
Messenger RNA from Lacerta agilis (Sand lizard), 674 nucleotides. RefSeq names its product cornifelin-like. Lineage: Eukaryota; Metazoa; Chordata; Lepidosauria; Squamata; Lacertidae. The transcript is spliced from 4 exons. Gene Ontology annotation, cellular component: cornified envelope. The record is from RefSeq and is a predicted model, not a curated record. Bases 220 to 603 code for a protein of 127 amino acids.